This is a messenger RNA of Rhineura floridana, 578 nucleotides long. RefSeq names its product thioredoxin domain containing 17 (gene TXNDC17). NCBI's taxonomy places the organism in Eukaryota, Metazoa, Chordata, Lepidosauria, Squamata, Rhineuridae. Gene Ontology annotation, molecular function: protein-disulfide reductase [NAD(P)H] activity. The transcript is spliced from 4 exons. Gene Ontology annotation, cellular component: cytosol. The coding region runs from base 48 to 428 and encodes 126 amino acids. The record is from RefSeq and is a predicted model, not a curated record.
CUAUCUUCCCGCUUCCGCCCUCUCUCGCUCCCCAGCAGACUCUCGCCAUGGGCGGCUGGGAGGAGGUCUCCGUGCACGGCUACGCCGAGUUCGAGCGCGCUCUGCGGGAGCGCCAGCGGCAGCGCGGCCGGGUCAUCUUCGCCUACUUCAGCGGCACCAAGGACCCGGAGAGCGGCGCCAGCUGGUGCCCGGACUGCGUCGCCGCUGAGCCCAUCGUGCGGGCUGAACUGCCGAACCUGCCAGAGGGAUCUGUGUUCAUUUACUGCCAAGUAGGAGACCGAGCCUAUUGGAAAGAUCCAAACAAUGAAUUCCGGAAGAAUCUUCACCUGACUGGAGUGCCUACACUACUUAAAUGUGGGACUCCUCAGAAGCUGGUGGAGCACGAGUGCUUUAAAUCGGACCUUGUGAAGAUGCUGUUCACAGAAUAAGUUUUUUCUGCUUUAAUAAAGAAGGGUGCUGCUAUCAACCGAUGAACUAGCUGCCUAGAAUUACUUGAGAGGGGACCAUUAUGUUUUAAAGUGCAGGGAGAUGAGUGUGCAGCCUGUAAGCCAACUGAUUUGAAUAAAAUCUUCUAAGAA